Molecule: messenger RNA, 1306 nt
Organism: Cynara cardunculus var. scolymus (artichoke)
Lineage: Eukaryota; Viridiplantae; Streptophyta; Magnoliopsida; Asterales; Asteraceae
Product: caffeic acid 3-O-methyltransferase-like
Exons: 4
Coding region: 87-1190 (367 amino acids)
Biological process (GO): methylation
Molecular function (GO): protein dimerization activity; S-adenosylmethionine-dependent methyltransferase activity; O-methyltransferase activity
Source: RefSeq, a predicted model, not a curated record
GUAUGCAUCUCGAUUAAUCUUAAAGUUAUAUAUAUAUAUAUAUGUCAUAGCUAAGGUUCACAAAUAGGCACCAUCGGAGUUGAAUCAUGGGGUCUUCAGAAGAAGUCCACAAGAUGUCGAACGAAGAAGAAGGGCUACAAAAGGUUAUGCAAAUAAAUUCGGGCAUCGUUCUUCCGAUGCUCAUCAAAACCGCCAUCGAACUCGAUCUCUUCGAGAUCAUGGCCAAGACUCCUGGUGCCCGUUUCUCGUCUUCCGAUCUUGCUUCUAAUCUUCCUUCACAAACCCCCCAAACCCGACCUUUACUCGAGCGCAUUCUUCGGUUUCUCGCCACCCAAUCCAUUCUCGAAUCGACCCUCGCUACGGAUGAACAUGGGAAUUCUAUCAACUUAUACAGCAUGACACCUGUGUCCAAUCACUUUGUUCGUAAUGAAGACGGAACUUCCGUGGGUUCGAUAAUUCUCUUGAUCUACGAUAAAGUAAUCGUCGAUUGUUGGCAUCACCUGAAAGAUGCAGUGGUUGAUGGAGGGAUCCCAUUUGACAAGGCCCAUGGGGUGAAUGCAUUUGAAUACCCUGCAAAGGACAAUAGAUUCAAUCAAGUGUUCAACAAAGCCAUGUAUGAUAACACAAGAAUAGUGAUGAAGCUGAUUCUUGAGAAGUACAAAGGGUUUGAAGGGGCAAAAGAGUUGGUGGAUGUGGGUGGUGGUUUAGGUGCCACCCUUCAACUUAUUGUUGCCAAAUACCCAACUAUCAAAGGCAUCAACUUUGACCUCCCCCAUGUUAUCAAGGAUGCAACUCCUUCUCAAGGUGUGGAACAUGUGGGAGGAGAUAUGUUCGAAAGUGUUCCUAAAGGAGAUGUUAUUUUCAUGAAGUGGAUAUUGCAUGAUUGGGGAGACGAUUAUUGCAUUAAGCUUCUAAAGAACUGUUGGGCGGCACUGCCGGAGUACGGAAAGGUAGUGGUGGUGGAAGUCAUCAUGCCCGACCCUGAACAUCAACCAAUCAGUGCUAACGAUUCUGCUUCUUCUCAAGCUGCUGUCGGUAGUGAUAUGAUCAUGUUGAUUGCAAAUCCUGGCGGCAAAGAGCGUACGAAAAAAGAAUUCGAUGUCUUGGCUAAAGAAGCUGGAUUCACUUCUACCAAAAUUAUUUCUGGGGUUUCUUUUUUUUCCAUCAUGGAGUUCUACAAGAAUAUUUGAGUCCGCAACGUCUGUUAUAGAGACCUAUUUCUGCUUUAUAUAUGUUUGAACCUUUUAUUUUAUGUAUAAGUGCUCUUUAUAGUGUAAUCUGAAAUGAUACAUGUACGUUAUAUUGA